UAAAUACCACGAUGAUGAACUAGAAUCCAGAGCUUCAGUUUCUGAUCGUGUAUUAAGAUGUGCUCCAUAUGGUUGACGUUCUUCUUGUCAUUUCUCAUUUUGAACACAAAGGCCGAACAGGUGUACCAAACGUGUGCCGACGAAAGUUUCGAACCCAACGACUAUUGGAAGCAGAAAAUGCUAUGCAUGGCGUAUCGUUUUAAUUUCUACGGUUACAAAUCUAAUUCCAUGUAUGCUUUCAUGGACUGUACGUUCAUCAGAGUGGGUUGGAUGGACAAGGGAACUCGAAAGUGGAAUGUGGCCAAGAUGGCAGCAGAUAUGCAUGCUUCUGGUUUCCCAGACAGAACAGCAGAGUUAACCGAAAUCGAAGCCAUGUGUAAUAUGGAGUUCAGGAACAAGCUCGGCCCAAUGAGUUACUAUCGCUGUAUAGAAACCAGUAAGCAAGGACCAGGAGAAUUUAAACAAAUGCUACGAAAUAGAGAGGUGGAGUUUUUCAGCAAAAAUCAAUGCCAAGGAGUAGAUUUAGAUUGAGUUUUCUAAUGGUAAUUUGAGAGGCUGGUGUUAAUUUGGAAAAAUAUAAAUAUAUUGCUUUUGAUAUAUGUUAUCAAUUUUUGAACGGUUUAACAGUUCGUACAUUCUUCAAAGAUACUCUUCAUAACCUUUCCGAAGAGGAGCACCUGAAACAAGGACAUUCGAUCUCUAUAUAAGAAAUGUAAUUUAAUACAGAAAAUGUAAGAUUUAAAGCAAAAAAAGUAUUAAGAAUUGUAUUAAAAUUUUGCAGAAUCUUGUUUGGUGCAAACGUUUUUUUUAAAUUCCAAAUAAAUGAUUCCGAAUAUCGAA
This is a messenger RNA of Aedes aegypti (yellow fever mosquito), 840 nucleotides long. RefSeq lists its product as uncharacterized. Bases 58 to 531 code for a protein of 157 amino acids. The transcript has 2 exons. The record is from RefSeq and is a predicted model, not a curated record. NCBI's taxonomy places the organism in Eukaryota, Metazoa, Arthropoda, Insecta, Diptera, Culicidae. Gene Ontology annotation, molecular function: odorant binding.